Drosophila guanche is the source of this 1078-nucleotide messenger RNA. RefSeq names its product E3 SUMO-protein ligase NSE2-like. Gene Ontology annotation, cellular component: nucleus; Smc5-Smc6 complex. Lineage: Eukaryota; Metazoa; Arthropoda; Insecta; Diptera; Drosophilidae. The coding region runs from base 113 to 799 and encodes 228 amino acids. The transcript is spliced from 2 exons. Gene Ontology annotation, molecular function: zinc ion binding; SUMO ligase activity. The record is from RefSeq and is a predicted model, not a curated record. Gene Ontology annotation, biological process: protein sumoylation; double-strand break repair via homologous recombination.
GAUCAUUCUGCGGUCACACCUCUAGGUACAAAUUGGCACAAACAACAUCAAAACAACAUUAACUAAAAAUGCUGUAAUUCUCGUAUAGCCUCGAAUAAACAUUGUAUGCUUGAUGGAUUUCAAAAAGGAGGUGGAAGACAACCUGCUCCUGCUCAUUGAAAACACUAGGCUCUUCAAGCAAAUGGCCGACGCUCUUGGCGAUUGCGAUGCGAAGGGCGAAAUUAAAAGUUUCCUCGAAGAAAGCGCCAGGCUGCGACUGAAUAUGUGCGAAAAAGUGAUUCAAAUGGAACAGGAGCAUAAAGACGCGUGCAAGGCCAUAGAACAGGCCAAGGGCGAGAGUGCCACUCCGGAGGAGCUCGUACAAAAAGUUGAUGAACUCAAGAAGGAUGCCGCUAAAAAAUCUUCCAAUGUGAAGAACACAACCAAAUACAAAGCCUUUAAGAAAGAAAUGGAAUCCUAUUUGGCCGACGCCACUGAUCCUGCUGGCGAAGGUGAUUGCAGUAUGUCCGAAGUUGUGCAAACCGGCGGCGACGUGUUCUCCCUACACGACCCGUGGUCCAUGAUGCUGAUGAAGGAGCCCGUGCGUAACAAGAUGUGUGGUCAUAUCUACGACAGUGGAUCGGUUAACGCCAUGAUCAAGAAUAACCUCGGUAUUCGCUGUCCUGUAUCGGGCUGUGCUAAUGAGCACUACAUUCAACCCUCCCAUUUAGUGAAGGACCUCGAGGCUCUAGAGAAGCUGCGUCGUCACCUGUCUGCGCAGGAUUUAGUCAUCGAUUCUGACUCUGACGAAUCUGAUUAGUAGCGUUUUAAUAUUAGGAUAUACAGAAAGUCCAACAGAAGGCCAAGGAGAAUGUCUACUCUGUGGCCUCCAGUCCAGCAAAACAUGACUAUACAUUGCACUACAUGAGCGACUCCUUAUUGUGCUGCCAUCAGGAUUAUCCUUUAACCGAAGCAGGUUCAGGUUAAGAUUAGCAUACACAACAUAUAAUAACCAUUUUGUAAAAAUUUGUUAGGAGCCAAGUAUUUGCUUAUCAAUAAAAGGCGUAGCAUACUUUCGGGGUGCUCAAUACAGUUAUCA